Messenger RNA from Tribolium castaneum (red flour beetle), 5150 nucleotides. RefSeq names its product senecionine N-oxygenase-like. The record is from RefSeq and is a predicted model, not a curated record. Gene Ontology annotation, molecular function: NADP binding; N,N-dimethylaniline monooxygenase activity; flavin adenine dinucleotide binding. Lineage: Eukaryota; Metazoa; Arthropoda; Insecta; Coleoptera; Tenebrionidae. The coding region runs from base 139 to 1356 and encodes 405 amino acids. The transcript is spliced from 6 exons.
CAUUUUCUCACUUAGCUACAAACGCAUAACGAAACCAAAUACUAGUGCUAUGGAAAAUAAAUUAGCAAUAUUCUGAAGUAUUAUCUGGCGGGUUUGUCUGCAUGUGCUAAUGUGUACUAAUAUAUCUUUCUUAACACGAUGAAAAUCGCCAUUAUCGGUGCAGGGAAGGCAGGAUUGUGCGCUGGAAAACACUGUUUAAAAGAAAACAUCUCUUUUGAUAUCUUUGAACAAACUGGAAAUUUGGGAGGAACAUGGUUUUACACUGAUUUAGUAGGUCACGAUGAAAAUGGGGCACCAAUUCAUACUUCUAUGUACAAGGGUCUAAGAACGAACUUGCCGAAGGAAUUGAUGACCUUCGAGGAUUUUCCAUAUCCCAAACAAAUUCGUUCUUAUUUAUUACAAGAAGAAGUUCUAGAUUACGUUCGAAACUAUUCGAAAAAAUUCCACAUCAAUCCCCAUAUCAAAUACUUUAAGCGCGUGAUCUGGAUUGAGCGUCAAAAUUUUUUAUGGUCUGUUCAUUACGAAGAUGUUAAAAAUAAACAGAAAGAGAUGGAGCAUUACGACGCUGUUAUUAUUUGUAAUGGUCACUACAGCGAUCCCUUCAUUCCUGAUAUUCCAGGAAUUGAGAGUUUUUCAGGAAAAGUUAAACACAGUCACGAUUACAGAACACCUGAACCUUACGCAAAUAAAAAAGUUUUGAUCCUUGGUUCAGGUCCUUCAGGAUUAGAAAUUUCGCAGCAAAUUUCCAACGUGGCCACGAAAGUAUUCAUUAGUCACAGAUCGAAAGAUGCUCUACCAGUUUCUGAUGCUUUGUAUCAGAAAUGUUUAGUUAAAGAAUUCGUCGAAAACAGGGCAAUUUUUGAAGACGGCACGAGCGAAGAAAUUGAUGAUGUUGUCUUCUGCACUGGUUACAAUUACAAUUUUCCUUUUUUAUCAAAACGCUGCGGAGUCAAAAUUACCAAUAAUUACGUCCAUCCAUUGUAUAAACAAAUUAUUAGCAUCGAAAAUCCUACGUUAGCUUUUAUUGGGAUUCCAUUCAAAGCAUGUCCUUGUCCACUGUUCGACAUACAGGUUAGAUUCGUUUUGGCGUCACUUACUGGUCAUUUCAAACUACCAAAAAAAGAUGUAAUGUUAAAAGAACUAGUUGAGGAAGAAAAACGGAAACCUGGUCCACCUAGCUCACAAUACCAUCAACUGGGAGGAGCGCAAGGAAGUUAUUUUGAUAAUUUGGCCGAAACAGCAAAAAUAAGAAAAAUACCUCCGGUGAUACAAAAAUUGUAUCUGAGGGUUAUCAGUAACCGAAAUUUAAACGACUGUUUUAAAAUUAUCGAUGAUCACAAUUGGGUACAAAUAUAGUAAUAGAAACUACUUAAAAAAUAAAUUUUAGUCAAAAGCAAAGUUUAGUUGUAGCGGUACUGGAUGCAAAUAAAUCGGCACCUAAAUGCCAUUGUAUCAGCAUCGUGUUCCAGUGAAUGGAAAAUUAAUUCAAGAAAACAGCUCGAGUGCACAUUUCCGAGUUCGUAUUUCAAAUUAUCGCUGGAUCUGACAUGUACAACACCUGCUCGACGUGCUUAUAGAGAGCGGGUGCGAUACUCCCAUGGUGUUGUUGUCUCCUAGUUCGCACUCGAAACGAAUUGAAUGCACAUUUGCACAUCUCCAUGUCGUGACAUUCGCUUCGACUAAUCGAGUUUGCACUUUGGUGAAAACUCACUAUUUUGACAGCUUUGUUUGUCGAUAAGAGACGGUGGGAAAGACGUUGUUGCUUCUCCGCUCUUUUUGUCAAGAUACAACACCAAUGUAGCUAUGCAGGUGUAAAAUUACCGUUACUAAGUGAAGGUUAAUUAAAGAAACCUUUCUGAUCUCACAAUUCUUGACGAAAAAAUACUCCUGCAUGUUUGCCAUUGCUAAUUGCUUUAAGUCAAGUAAACGUCGGGUUCUUAAUCAGAUUUAAUUGUACACACAAUUAUUCCAAACAAAUAAACUAACACACUUUGGAACCACUUGGAUUGCUAUCAACAAAUUUGUAUCUAUUCUGCUUGAGAAGUCACGAUUUGGUACAUUUUUCUAAAGAUCAAUCUUCUGUUGCUCCUUACACAGACGUCAAGCAGUCUAUCCGUGCUUGUAAUUCAAACUGAAAAACUGAAGAAAAUAUUUUUUUUUCAAACUCAAAUCUAGAAAAUAUUUUUAUGCACGCUUUCUAUGUCUCAAGAAGAAUCCCUAGAGCAAGCUUUCCAUUUUUUUUAAAUUAUGACUAACUACUUCCAAAAACUCAAGAAAAUCGAUUUUUUUAAGGUCGCUCUAAAAAGGUUUUAUGCACUUCUCUAUGCCUCUAUAGGAUCCUUACUUAAAAAUGUCAAUAAGCUGCAUUUUAAAUUUUUCAUUUUUUCGUUUUUUUACUGAGAUUUUGGUCGAUUUUUUGUACCUAGGCAACGGCGCCGAUUACAAAGGUAUUUUUAGUUUUUAAAAAAAACACCUAUAGCUCGAAAACUAGAAGUGCCAGAACAAAAAGAUUAAAAAUUUAACACAUUUUGAGGCACAUUUUUGUUGUACGUUAUCCGAAUGGCGUAAUUAAUUUUUUAAGAAAGAUCUAUUAUUUCCGAACAAUUUUUGUACCGGUCUUGGUUUUGGAAUAAAAAAAUAAUUCAAAUCGAUAGCAAAAGAAUAUAAUUUUUUGAAUUUAAUAAUUUGUAAAAAUAAUAUCAGAAUAAAAAAUCAGUGCAAAAAGAAUGACAAAUACAUACAAUUGAAUUGUCUUAGCCUAUAAAAAUUGUACACAGUUACAAUUACCUAAUUUAAUUUUUCUUGAAUAGAAUUGUCGCAAAAACCGAUUCGAAAACGUUUGCGAUUGCAAGGAUUGUUUUUUUUUCAGUGAGUUAAUUUUUUGUGGGCUUUUUUACAGUUAGGCUUUUAUUUAUAAUAUGUAUAAGUUUUUUUUAAAUGAGUUUUUUUCUUUGUAGGUUUUUUCAGUCUGUUUUUUUCGUGUAUUUUUUGAUUGUAGUAAUAAAGCGAUCAGUAACAAAUUCAAUUUUGUUCAGUAAAAAAUAAUAAAUGAUCAGUAUUUAAUUAAUUUUUGCACAGUAAAAAUAAUAAACGAUCAGUAUUUUUGUACAGUAAAAAAUUUAAAAGAGUAGUAAACCACGCACUGUAUUUUAUUAAAAUUUUCCCUACAAAAAAAUCGUAUAUACACGGUAUCUAGUUUCAGUUUGCACAGUUUAAAUAAUAAACGCUCAGUAGCUACUCGUUGCUUCCAGGCUGGGGCUUCGCCCCAGCGACCUAGAAAAAAACAUACCCUCGAACGAUUAAACUCGAAAACGUAAAACUCGAAAUGUGGAAAUCUACACUCUCUAGUUUUGAGAUGCUAUUAUUUACUGUGCAUUUAUUAUUUCUACUGUACAAUUAUUAUUUUUACUGUGCAUGUAUUAUUUAUUUGACUGUGCAUUUAUUAUUUUUACUGAUGAAAAAUACUUGUCGUUUAAAUAAAAUACUGUGCAUUUAAUUUGUACCCUUUUUCAAUGUGAUCUUUAUUCCGUGUGGGUAUUUAUCUUGUGAGCUUUUUUUUGCGCAUUUUUAGUGUGGGAUUAUUUCAUGGAUUUCAUGAGUAUUAUACUAGAUUUUUAUAUUUAGAAUUUUAAAAGUUUAAACUUGGCCGAGAUUUUCAAUAAUUUUAAACGACUUUUUCUCAAAAACUAUUUAUUCUACAGCACUAUGUUUUAGAUCUAGAGCAUAUCUAGAAAAUCAUAUAUGAAAUGAUUUAGAGCUCGUCGAAAAUUUUUAAGAUUUUCGAUUCAAACAAACCUUCAAAAACUUUAAAAAAACAGUAUUAAUUAAAGUGGAUCCAAUAACGCCUUAUGCACGUUUCAAUGUCUUGGAACCCCUUAAAGCUCUUAAAAGUACAAGAAAACGCCAAUUGAUUUGGGUUUAACAAGUUUAAAAAGUUUAAAAAGUUUAAGAUUUUUUUAUUGACGAGAUUUUGUUUGAUUUUUUUCAAUAAUAAUAGUUUCUCUUGUAGGUGCUAAUAAUGUUGUUGUUUAUUCCAUAGAUACGAGUAAAGGUAGUAGUACAACUUUAAUAAUAGUAUUUUAUUAUACGAGUUUUAUAAGUCGUUCUAUUGUGCCACGAAUGAUUUUGGAGCACGACGAAGGAGUGCUCAAUUAGAAUGAGUGCCACAAUCAAGUCUUAUAAAACGAGUCUAAUAUACUAUUUAUUCGACUUUCUAGUUGUAUUGUUUGUUUUGUUGGUCGUGGUCGAAUUGGUUCCCAAUAAUCUUUAUAAGUAUAAUUCUGUAAAAGGUGAUGGUCGAAUUGGUUCCCGGGUGAUGGUCGAAUUGGCUUCCGCAUCAGCAGGUAGAUAAAAAGGAUUAGGCGAAAUAUAUGUUAAUAUUUUAGAUUUAAAGCUGGUAGAAAUGAUCAAAUAAUUAUUUUCUUGGCACAAAAUCCAACAACAAAUUUUAUUUAUUCAUGGCUAACUGGUUAUUUAAAAAAAAAGAGAAUGUAAUUUUUUAAGCCCAAUGCUCUCCUGUAAAUUUCGUAAAAUGUUUCGUCAAGUAAUGACUAUUCAGACAUCUCACACGAUGACGUUGCGUUCGUUAAUAUGUGUAUUAAUACUAUUAAAGCAUCAAAAUGGAGACAAAUUACAAAAAUAAUUUUAACAUUUUUCGACAUAGUACCCAUUAAGUUCUAUGCGCCUUCUCCAUCGUUUUGGAAGUACUUGAAUACUCAAAGAAAUAUUUAUCCACAGCCUUUAAAUUGUUAAAAUACGAUUUGUUUUUGAACGUUUUUGAACUUGUAAAUUUGUUCAUACACUUACAAACGCCAUUUCUGUGAUCAUAAUACUUUAAUCUGUUUAUCUGACCUACCUGACCGACGGGAACCAAUUCGACCAUCCUCGGGAACCAAUUCGACUAUAAUUAGAGAGGAUUACAGAAUUUGGGAACCAAUUCGACUCGUCCCGUUUUGUUUAAUUUUUAAUUAUCAAAAUCUGUUCAAAGUAAUUCCUCUUAAUUUUUAUAAUUAUUUGGGCUUUAUUCAAUAAACGACUUGACGCUGUUGACACACUAAAUUACAGUGAUGACUGAUGACACCCAGCCCAGCAGUGCCAAUACAACUCUUAAAAAUUUGCUAAAUGGAGUUGCACAAAUUUGUCUAGAGAAC